AUGUCGGGUCAGAAUGUUAACGUCUGUGAUAUUGGUGAGGAUGUUAAGGAAAAACUAAAGAAGUUCCGUUUCCAAAAACACACUUCGAACUGUGCUCUGAUAUUAAAGGUGAACAGAGACAAGCAAGCGUUGGAAGUUGAUGAUGAAUUAGAUAAUAUAGAACUUGAGGACUUGCAAGAAAUAUUGCCGUCACACCAACCCAGAUUUAUAGUUUACAGUUAUAAACUGGAACACACAGACGGACGGAUAUCAUUUCCAAUGUGUUUCAUAUUCUAUACACCGAGGGAUGCUCAUAUGGAGUUGCAGGUGAUGUAUGCUGGUACACAACGCGCGUUGGCUGCUGCUGUUGGGGCUCCGAGGCUAUUGGAAGUCAGGGAGAUUGAUGACCUGACUAACGAAUGGUUGAACGAUAAACUUAAGAGAUAG
Molecule: messenger RNA, 426 nt
Organism: Danaus chrysippus (African queen)
Lineage: Eukaryota; Metazoa; Arthropoda; Insecta; Lepidoptera; Nymphalidae
Source: the annotation of a GenBank genome assembly